This is a messenger RNA of Exophiala aquamarina CBS 119918, 1506 nucleotides long. RefSeq lists its product as uncharacterized. The transcript has 3 exons. NCBI's taxonomy places the organism in Eukaryota, Fungi, Ascomycota, Eurotiomycetes, Chaetothyriales, Herpotrichiellaceae. The coding region runs from base 1 to 1506 and encodes 501 amino acids. The record is from RefSeq and is a predicted model, not a curated record.
AUGCUAAACGUCCCAGUGGACGAAUGCGUGUUCGUGUCUAACGCCACCUCCGGUGUCAACACGGUUCUCCGCAAUCUCCAAUACAAUGAAAAGGACUGCAUCAUCUACUUCGACACGAUCUACGGCGCGUGCGAGAAAACCCUGCAGUCAAUCGUGGAGACGAAUCCACAACUCCAACUACGAAAGGUCGGACACGGCCAGGACUUUGCAUAUUCACUGCCAUGCACCCAUUCCGAAAUCCUCAAUGCCCUCUCUCAGACCAUUUCCCGAGUCUUGUACGACGGAUUGACACCCAAGGUUUGCCUGUUUGAGACCAUCGUCUCGUUGCCUGGUGUCCGGUUUCCCUUUGAGAGAAUCACCAGAAUGUGCAAAGAAUAUGGGAUCCUCAGUCUGAUCGAUGGCGCCCAUGGCGUGGGUCAAAUUCCAUUGAACCUCAAAACACUGGACCCCGAUUUCUUUGUUAGUAACUGUCACAAAUGGUUGUAUACUCCGCGAGGCUGUGCGGUGUUCCAUGUUCCAAAGAGGAAUCAACACCUAAUCCGGACGACAUAUCCCACCUCACACGGUUACGUGCCUCUGGAUAGUGACACCGUCAUCAGGAAUCCACUCCCAGCGACGGACAAGACCCCUUUUGUGAAUUUGUUUCAAUUCGUUGCGACGGCUGACAACGCCCCUUACUACUGUGUGCCAGCCGCAAUGAAUUUCCGCCAGAACCUCUGCGGCGGUGAGGAAGCUAUAUACACCUAUAUCCGAGAUAUCGCGCAACGAGGAGCCGAUUUGCUUGCCAUGUUACUGGGGACCGAAGUCAUGGAUGACUUGGAUGCAGGCUUCGGACUUAAGACGAUGGGAAGCUACGAAGCCAGCGACCGCCGAGAAGGCGGAAGACAUGGCUGGACCGGCGGUCUGAGAGACUGUGCCAUGGCCAACGUCCUCCUGCCAGUGACCAUUGUGGGCGCGAGUACGCGUGGAAGUAUCAGUAUGGGGCCGGGUGGAUCAGGAAGCGCUGGUGGUCUCUCGCCCGCCUUCCGACAAAGCUCGUACGGAUUCCCCAGUGCUGCAGCAAGUGCACGUAUACCGUCGGGGGGCUCCGGCUCUCUCCUUGAUCCGACACCACGUUCCACAUCACCACUCAAUUCACCCAGUCUGAGUUCGGCAGGGCCACUCAUUAUCCAACAUGCGGAUGUGCCAGUGCACGUCGACUGGAUGCAAAAGACGCUGGUGGACGAGUUUCAUACCUUUGUUGCAAUCUACCCCUACGACGGUAAACUCUGGACCCGGAUUUCCGGCCAGAUUUACCUAGAGCUCCGGGACUUUGAGUGGUUAGGAGGAGUGCUAAAGGGACUUCUCGAACGAGUCCGCGCAGGCGAGAGUUUGCGGGGAAAGGCUCCACAGCCAGGGGACGUCGACCUGGAGAAUCUCAGACUAACUCCGACACCGUCGCGGCAAGGGACAGGAAUAUCGGUGAGGAGGUUCGACAUCACUCAAGGGGGUUGGGUUGACACGUAA